Messenger RNA from Sceloporus undulatus (fence lizard), 5938 nucleotides. It is a transcript of the gene PAN3, whose product is annotated as poly(A) specific ribonuclease subunit PAN3. The record is from RefSeq and is a predicted model, not a curated record. The transcript has 19 exons. Bases 3 to 3044 code for a protein of 1013 amino acids. Gene Ontology annotation, molecular function: metal ion binding; poly(A) binding; protein kinase activity. Gene Ontology annotation, biological process: protein phosphorylation; mRNA processing; nuclear-transcribed mRNA poly(A) tail shortening. Gene Ontology annotation, cellular component: PAN complex; P-body. NCBI's taxonomy places the organism in Eukaryota, Metazoa, Chordata, Lepidosauria, Squamata, Phrynosomatidae.
GCAUGCGCCUUGGAGGAGGCAGCUCAGGAAGAGGAAAAUGGCAUAAACAACCCCUCCGCCGCCGCCUCCUCCGCCUCCUCAGGGACCACCGGGGCCUCUCCUCCUCCGCUGAGGCCCACUCGGCCUUCUCCCCCUCGGGGAAAACGCUAGCGAAGCCCCCCUUCCUUCCUUCCCUCCUUGUUGCCGGAACCGGGGCGGUGACAGCCCUCUCCCUCUCUCCUGAUGGCGGCGAGGCCUCCGGAGGCGUCGGCGCCUGGGCUGCGGAGGCGGCGGCUGUAGCGUCGGCGGAGGCGGCCGCCAUGAACAGCGGCGGAGGGCUCCCUUGCGCCUCUCCGCCCUCCUGCUCCUCGUCCUCCUCUCCGGGGCCUGGGCUCCCGCCGCCCUCCUCCUGCUCCUCCUCCUCCUGCUCGGUCCUCCCCGUGGGCCUCAAGCUCAAGUUCUGCCGCUACUACGCCAAGGACAAGACGUGCUUCUACGGCGAGGAGUGCCAGUUCCUCCACGAGGAGCCCUCGGGGGCCUCAGCCGCCUGCCCCGGGCCGCCCCUGCCGCCGCCGCUGCCGCCUCCUCCUCCGCCGGCGGUGGCUGCGGCCCUCGGGGGGCUCCCGCUAGGCAUCCCCCCGCCCAGCCCCGCCGCCCUGGCCCCGGCUGUGGCUGCCUCGCCCGGACACGGAGGAGGAGGAGGAGGAGGAGGGUACCCCGGGCAUGGAGGGCCGGCGGUGGCGGUGGUGGGGCCCAAGAAGCCCCCGGACUUAGGGGCCUCCGGAGGAGGAGGAGGAAGCGGAGGGGGCAUGGAUGGACCGCGGCUGGCCAUUCCAGGCAUAGAUGGAGGUGCCCUGGGCGAACCUAGUCUUACGGACUCCUAUUUCAGCACAAGCUUCAUUGGCGUUAAUGGGUUUGGAAGUCCUGCUGAAGCAAAGUAUCCUAUGAUGCAGAGGAUGACAAAUAGCAGCAGUUCCCCUAGCCUUCUCAAUGACAGUGCCAAGCCAUAUGCAGGCCUUGAUCCUCUUACUUCACCCGGUUCAUCCUUGUUUAAUGAUUUUGCUGCCCUCAGCUUAUCUCAAAGGAGAAAACCAAGAAAGUAUCGACUGGGGAUGCUGGAGGAGAGGAUAGUUCCGGUGGGAUCAAAGGCACGAAAAUCAAAGAACACUAUUGGCUGCUUGGCUGACAGGUGUAAAACAGGAGUACCCAUCAAUAUGGUUUGGUGGAACAGAGUCACAGAAAGCAAUUUACAGACGCCAAAUCCCACUGCAAAUGAAUUUAUUCCUAAAGGAGGAUCAACCUCCCGACUCAGUAAUAUGUCGCAGUCAAAUAUAUCUGCCUUCUCUCAAGCCUUGUUCUCUCAUCCUUCCAUGGGAGGCCCUGCAAAUGCUGGGCUAGCUCCAGGAAUGUCGCUGUCUGCAGGAUCUUCUCCCCUUCAUUCCCCUAAAAUUACUCCUCACACGUCUCCUGCUCCUAGACGAAGAAGUCAUACACCAAACCCAGCAAAUUAUAUGGUGCCUACUAGUGCCUCUACGCCGGUUACUAAUGCUGUCUCCCAGCCCCCUUCUACUGGCCAGGUGAUUCAGAAGGAAACGGUGGGUGGCACAACCUAUUUCUAUACUGACACAACUCCAGCACCUCUAACUGGAAUGGUAUUCCCAAAUUAUCACAUUUAUCCUCCAACUGCACCUCAUGUUGCUUAUAUGCAGCCAAAAGCUAAUGCACCUUCCUUCUUUAUGGCAGAUGAACUCAGACAGGAGCUGAUCAACAGACAUUUAAUUACAAUGGCUCAGAUAGAUCAAGCAGAUAUGCCUGCUGUUCCAACAGAAGUUGACAGCUACCACAGCCUUUUCCCUUUAGAACCACUGCCACCACCCAAUCGGAUACAGAAAACAAGCAACUUUGGGUACAUAACAUCAUGCUACAAAGCUGUAAAUAGCAAAGAUGAUCUGCCAUAUUGCCUUCGGAGGAUACAUGGUUUUCGUCUUGUUAACACAAAGUGCAUGGUGUUGGUUGAUAUGUGGAAAAAAAUCCAACAUUCGAAUAUUGUAACAUUGCGGGAAGUAUUCACCACUAAAGCAUUUGGAGAGCAUUCUCUUGUGUUUGCAUACGACUUCCAUGCUGGAGGAGAGACUAUGAUGAGCAGACACUUCAAUGAUCCUAGUGCUGAUGCCUAUUUCACGAAAAGGAAGUGGGGUCAACACGACGGACCUCUGCCACGACAACAUGCUGGCUUGUUGCCAGAGUCCCUGAUCUGGGCCUACAUUGUGCAGCUUAGCUCUGCAUUGCGGACCAUUCAUACAGCAGGAUUGGCCUGUCGGGUAAUGGACCCCACAAAGAUUCUGGUAACUGGCAAAACAAGGUUGCGAGUGAACUGCGUUGGAGUCUUUGAUGUGUUAACAUUUGAUAACAGCCAAAACAAUCCCCUGGCCCUAAUGGCACAGUAUCAGCAAGCAGACCUGAUCUCCCUAGGGAAGGUUGUGUUGGCUUUGGCUUGCAAUUCUUUGGCAGGAAUUCAGAGAGAAAAUCUGCAGAAAGCUAUGGAACUGGUGACAAUCAACUAUUCCUCUGAUUUGAAGAAUCUUAUUUUAUAUUUGCUGACUGACCAAAACAGGCUUCGAAGUGUAAAUGAUAUCAUGCCUAUGAUUGGUGCAAGAUUCUAUACUCAGUUGGAUGCUGCCCAAAUGAGGAAUGAUGUAAUAGAAGAAGAUCUUGCAAAGGAGGUUCAGAAUGGAAGAUUAUUUCGGCUUCUUGCAAAAUUGGGAACAAUCAAUGAAAGGCCAGAAUUUCAGAAGGACCCAACUUGGUCAGAAACUGGAGACCGAUAUCUCCUGAAGCUCUUUAGGGAUCAUCUUUUCCAUCAGGUGACAGAAGCAGGUACUCCCUGGAUAGACCUCAGUCACAUUAUCUCUUGUCUUAACAAGCUUGAUGCUGGUGUGCCAGAAAAAAUAAGCCUCAUUUCCAGAGAUGAGAAGAGUGUACUUGUGGUAACGUAUAGUGACCUAAAACGCUGCUUUGAAAAUACUUUUCAAGAACUGAUUGCAGCUGCAAACGGUCAGUUGUAGUACUUGUUGAAAGCAUGCAGGACAUUGCUGAGGAACGUAACCAAUGGCAAAUUGCACUACAGCUGAUUGUCGUCAUCUCAUUUCACACUUUGGGAAACAAAACAGCAGGAGAUGUGUUGCACUUCAGUCAGGUACACUGUUACUUGAAGGGAAGAAUGAUUUUGCUUACCCUUGAGCUCUGGCUGCCAUUGGAGGCUUUAUCUGUGAAGAAUUUGUUUUAAAAUAAGGAACACAUCAGGGGCAUGAUGUUCCUGCUUUUAUUUUUUUCCACUCGUAUAUGCACUAAUUUUAAUUUUUUAAAAGACUUUCUGAUCUCUGAAGUUUUGCCACAUCGGAUACUUACUAAGGGAAUCUCUUUGCAAGGACAUUUCUGGGAUAAACUUUUUUAUUUUCUUUUUCUUUGUUUUUGCCACUGCAGGAUUUAUCCAUUUUGAUAUUAUUUGCACCCCAGAAUAUUAUAAAGGACCAGGUGAAUAAUUUUAUAAAAAUUGUGUUCUGUAAAUUAAAAUGUAGCUUAUAACCUCUGUAAAACUGUGUCAUAUGCCACCCACUGUUAGGUUAACUAAUCAAACCAGAAGAUGCAUAUUUAAAAAUGAAAAAAAUAAUAAUAAUCAAGUAAGAGAUUGUAGAGACGUCACAUGUAAAAAUCCCCUUUUAUUUGGUUGAAGCACCAUCUCAGAGCUGUAAUUUCAGGAGCAUAUCCAAAUGCUCUAAACACAACCAGCGCCUUUUAAAUAAAAUACCUGUUUGUAUAUUUUCCUGCUAAUCAGAUGCAUUUACAUUUAUGCAAUUUUUAAUAGAAUUUUUAAAAUGAAAUUGUGUUACAGGCCUGAAGUUUCAGUAGUGUAUUCCAUUACGUUACUUAAGGUAUCCUUUUUGGUUUUGUAUAAAGUUCUGUUAUUUGAACCACAGCUUUAUUAUGGUACUUUACACUGGAUACAGAUACAAAGACACUGUUCAGAAGAUUAGCUAUACACAGCAGUUGUCUGACAUCAAGAGAUUUUGAAGUUUUAUAGCUUGAUUCUGGAGGAAUUGAUGGUCUGCUGUGCCUUUGCAGUCACUGCUUAGCCCAAAGUAAUAUUACUUUUCAUAAUACGCAACACAUGAAUAUUCAGUCUUCAAGUCUGGAUUUUAUUUUAUUUUUAUUGCUCGCAACUAGUUUUCUGAUACUUGGACCCAUUGUUGUCUGGAAGCUUGGGUAUUCAAGAUUAUUUGUAGUAAAACACCUCUACUUUGAUACUGAAGACUGCCAAAUAAGUAGGACUAUUUUAUUUUCUUUCUUAAAACAGUAGUGAAGACUGUAUACUUACAUCCUUUUCCAGCACUGAAUGUUUAAUAGCACUGGGUGCUUACUAUGAAGAUAAAAUAUGGAAAUUCUCUUCAGAAGGUGUCGGACUGACUUAAAGCACUUGCAACUGAUGUUACUGGCAUCAAUUUUAUUAAUUCUGAAUAUUUGUAAUUUCAGAUAAAUUUAUAACAAUUCUCUCCAGUUUUAUAAGCUUUAAUGGUGACACUCCAACUUUAGAUUUGCCUCAAGAAAAGCAGUGUUCUUUAUAAGCAAGGCUUUGAAAGACUAGGGACACCUGUGACAUCAGGAGACAAGGCAGAGUCUGCAGUUAGUAGCAUCAGUUGAUGAGCUUAGAGAAAUAAAAUCAAUUAUUGUUUGAUCUGGAAAAACAUUUUAAAUGGAGCAUAAUGUUCAAUAUUCAUAGGAUUACAGUUGCCAUAAUAUUGUUCUUUUUUUAAAUGUCAAGAGGAACAGACUUUGGGAUAUGAACAUGGCAAACCAGUCUUUUAUCGUUAGCUCAUGUAUUUGAGGAAGAGCAGCUGUCUUUUAUACGUUUUUGAAAAAAUCAUAUUGUAAUUCUUUUGUACAAAAAAGUAGUACUUGUAUUCUAGAAGAAAUAUUGAAUGCUUAAUUUAUAAGCGGGCUGAGGCUUUUUUUCUUUUCUUUUUUCCCAGUGUUAUUUUCUUUGAAAAUGAAAGGGGAUCAUCUCUUUAGUUGUGGGAAUUGGGAACUUUUGACAGAUUAUUUUGUGGACCAAUAUUAUGGGAAAAGCAAAGGCAGGGGUAACGCAGGGCUUCAGUCUCAUCCUCACUUAUUAUAUACCAGCAAGACUCACCUUUCAAAGACAAGUUGCAUUUUGCAAAACUUCUGUCAACACACAUGUCCAUUGCUUUAGCCCCAGUAAUCUCAGGACUUGGUUUAAAGUAUAUUUAAAAAAUUAAAAAGACCAGAGAUCUGAUAAGUUUCCAUAAGUAAAUGUCAUCCAGGAAAUAUUUGCUGUUGAAUAAUACAUAAAACAAUGUGGAAUUUUGUGCCCCCCCCCCCUUUGGUCCAUGUUUUGGAAGUUUCUCCUUUGGUGUUUUUUUUGGGGGGAGAACCCUUCAAUUCCAACAUAAUUCCAUUUAGAAGGUUGUCCAGUAAUAGCAUGUUCCAUUCAUAGGAAGUGUUGCGUAUGUAAUCCUUAAACUAAAGUGGCAAUAUAAAGAACCUUGCAAGAUAUUCUUUUUUCACAUGGGGAAACAAUUCUGACCUUCCUAUUGUUACAGCUGAAAGCACAGAAAGGACAACCUUUUGAAAUCAUGUGAUUUUAGUCCAUUUACGGUAAAUUUCUUACCUGUUCUAGUUUGCUUGUUUUGUUUUGUUUUUGUUUUGUUUUUGCUGCACUGUAAAUACUUUGAGAACUACUUUUUUUUGUUUUUUUAAUUUUGACCUUGUUCCAGUAAUAUUUUCUAUGUGAACAGCUUCCCCUAAAAAGCACCAGUAUGUUACGUUCUGAUGUCAUGAUCCCACGAUGUGUUACCUUUUAAUCCUAUUUUCCAUUCUUUUCAUGUGUACAGCAGUAUUUUUAAUAAAGAAUUCCAGAAAUAACAAAAACUUCUUUUGAAAA